Messenger RNA from Tetrapisispora phaffii CBS 4417, 990 nucleotides. RefSeq names its product Vps74p (gene VPS74). Gene Ontology annotation, molecular function: phosphatidylinositol-4-phosphate binding. NCBI's taxonomy places the organism in Eukaryota, Fungi, Ascomycota, Saccharomycetes, Saccharomycetales, Saccharomycetaceae. The record is from RefSeq and is a predicted model, not a curated record. Gene Ontology annotation, cellular component: Golgi cisterna; cytosol; trans-Golgi network. Bases 1 to 990 code for a protein of 329 amino acids. The transcript has a single exon. Gene Ontology annotation, biological process: Golgi to plasma membrane protein transport; Golgi organization; retrograde vesicle-mediated transport, Golgi to endoplasmic reticulum.
AUGUCUGGUGUUCAACGUCGUAGAAUCAAUAGGAUAUCCAAUGAGGAUGAGUCCGACCAUAGCGACAACGAUCAGAGCAGGUCGAACGUAUCGAAGGUGGCUUUUGACCCCGAGGAAGCUAAGAUCAAAGACGACGUAUCUGUUCCUAAGUUGACUUUGAUGGAAGAGGUUGUUCUGUUGGGAUUGGGCGACAGCGAGGGUUAUCUGUCAUUCUGGAAUGACAAUAUCUCGUACGUGUUGCGUGGUUGCAUACUUAUUGAACUGGCUUUGAGAGGCAAGAUCCGUAUUAUCGAUGAUUCUGCCAGAAAGUCGUUUGACUUAUCUGAGAGAUUGAUUGAAGUCAUCGAUGCCAGCAAGACUGGGGAAGUACUACUGGAUGAAACUUUACAACUAAUGAAGAACGAUGAACCACAAUCUAUUGUAUCAUGGAUCGAUUUGUUGAGUGGUGAGACAUGGAAUUUCUUUAAAGUAAACUAUCAAUUGAAACAAGUAAGAGAGAGAUUAUCGAAAGGUUUAGUCGAUAAAGGUGUGUUAAGAACUGAAAUGAAGAACUUCUUUCUAUUUGAUAUGGCUACACAUCCAGUAGCUGACUCAAGUUGUAAAGAAUCUCUCAAAAGAAGAAUCAUGUCCACUUUGGUCGACAGAACUUUGUCAUUACAAUAUAAUGAAUACUUCCCAGAAUCCACAACUUUCAAAGUCAUCAGAACAGUUUCUUUAAUUAUUACCGCGUACUCUGCAAACGUAUUGGAGAAUGUCUUAAAUACUUUGGAAUACGAAAAGAGGGAUAAAGCUCUCUCAAGAGCUGAGAAUUUAUUAAACAACUUCGGAAAUUAUCCAUUCAAAUUGGUUAAUGAGCCAGAUAACAGAAUCUCAAUCAACUUGAACCAAUUAGUAGAGGAUGAAAUAAAAGCAAACCCCAAAACCGCUUUACAAUUGGAAGUUUUAGCCGGUGUUUUUGAUGUUUUCGCUAAAAUGGACGUUAUUAUUUAG